Messenger RNA from Rattus rattus (black rat), 987 nucleotides. Its product is annotated as olfactory receptor 6C6-like. The record is from RefSeq and is a predicted model, not a curated record. Gene Ontology annotation, biological process: G protein-coupled receptor signaling pathway. Gene Ontology annotation, molecular function: olfactory receptor activity; G protein-coupled receptor activity. Bases 7 to 987 code for a protein of 326 amino acids. The transcript has a single exon. Lineage: Eukaryota; Metazoa; Chordata; Mammalia; Rodentia; Muridae. Gene Ontology annotation, cellular component: membrane.
ACAGAAAUGAAGAACCAAUCUGUGGAGAUUGUGUUCAUUUUGCUCGAACUGACAGAUGACCCUCAGCUACAAAUUCCGAUUUUCCUGUUUCUCUUUUUCAAUUACAUCUUAAGUGUGAUGGGCAACUUCAUAAUCAUCCUUCUUACCCUGUUGGACCCCCACCUCAAGACUCCUAUGUAUUUCUUCCUCAGGAAUUUCUCUUUCUUAGAAAUUGCAUUCACCACAGUGUGUAUUCCCAGGUUCCUGAUAAGCAUUCUCUCAGGUGACAGAACAAUUUCCUACAAUGCUUGUGCAGCUCAAUUAUUCUUCUUUUUCUUACUAGGGGCCACAGAGUUCUACCUCCUGGCUGCCAUGUCCUAUGAUCGCUAUGCAGCCAUCUGCAGACCACUGCACUACCCCAUCAUCAUGAACAGCAAAGUGUGUCACCUACUUGUCCUCAGCUCCUGGGGAACUGGGUUUUUAGUCAUCUUCCCCCCUUUGCUCUUGGGACUCAAACUUGAUUUCUGUGCUUCCAAAACAAUAGACCACUUCCUAUGUGACACUUCUCCUGUCCUUCAGCUGUCUUGCACAGACACAAAUUUCAUAGAAUUGAUGGCUUUUGUCUUAGCUGUCAUGACACUUGUCAUCACCUUGAUCUUAGUGAUUCUCUCCUACAUGUUCAUCAUCAAAACCAUUUUAAAGUUCCCUUCAGCUCAACAACGGAGAAAGGCCUUUUCCACCUGCUCUUCACACAUGGUUGUUGUCUCUAUUACUUAUGGGAGUUGUAUCUUCAUGUACAUGAAAACAUCAGCCAAGGAGAGGGUGACCUUAAAUAAAGGUGUAGCUGUGCUCAACACCUCUGUGGCCCCUUUGCUAAACCCUUUCAUUUACACCCUAAGGAAUAAGCAGGUAAAGGAAGCUUUAAAACAUGUGCUUCAAAGAUUUUGUUCUCUACAAAACAAUGAGACAAUGUUUAGACAUGCUAUUGAAACACCAGUAGUAAAAUAG